Messenger RNA from Spodoptera frugiperda (fall armyworm), 1534 nucleotides. Its product is annotated as facilitated trehalose transporter Tret1-like. Gene Ontology annotation, biological process: transmembrane transport. Gene Ontology annotation, cellular component: membrane. The record is from RefSeq and is a predicted model, not a curated record. Gene Ontology annotation, molecular function: transmembrane transporter activity. Bases 121 to 1518 code for a protein of 465 amino acids. NCBI's taxonomy places the organism in Eukaryota, Metazoa, Arthropoda, Insecta, Lepidoptera, Noctuidae. The transcript has 3 exons.
UUUGUUAUACUGAUGUUAGAAGCGGCGUGGAGGGUGUACAUUGUGGCAUAAAUGAUAAUAUUAAAAAUUAAGAAAAUUGUAUUGUUGUGAUUUGGGAAAGGCGUUCGAGCAAAAGCUACGAUGAAUUUAUCACCUUUAGCUAGACAAUUUCUAGUGGCUGGUUCAACACAUUUGGCAGCCUUAUCAGCUGGGGGCGUCGUAGCAUACCCGAGCGUAUUGCUUGAACAACUGAAGUCCAAUGACACGAUCAUACAAAUUGAUUUACACAAAGGAUCAUGGAUCGGAUCAAUCCACGGCAUCGCAGGGUUACCGAGCAUCUUUCUACCUUUCAUCAUGCAACACCAAGGCAGAAGAUUCGCCUUCAUCCUGAGCUGCCUAGUCAUCAUCAUUGGCUGGAUCAUCACGUACUUAGCACAAAACAUCACGACUUUAAUCAUCGGUGAAUCUUUCCACGGCUUAGGAACUAAUAGUCUUAUAACUACAUCAUUUUUGAGUAUCACCGAAAUGGUUUCUCCCGUCUAUAGAAACACAUGUCUCUUACUCUACGGCGCUGUUCAAGCCUUCGGCAUAUCUUUUGUAGGGAUUUUGGGCAGAUACCUUCAUUGGAAGACAUUAGGAAUCAUCAUGUGCUGUCCUGUCAUUAUAGCCGUUCUGAUUGGCUUUUCCUGGCCAGAAUCUCCUUCCUGGUUGGCUUAUAAAAGAAGGUUUGGAGAAUGUGAAAAGUGUUUCGUAAAACUGAGAGGCACUGAUCCAGAAUCCAGAAAAGAAAUGAAAACUUUACUUGAUACCAAAACGGAGAAUGUUGAACAGACUACUGCAGUCCAAGAUUUGAGAAAGACUAUAAUCAGUAGAGAUUUCUACGUACCAGCUUUUCAUACUUGUAUUUUGAUAAAUGUUGCGUACUGGUGUGGGGGUGUGCCCGUCAUCAUAUACGGAGCAGAUAUGAUAACUAAAAUAUCGGGAUCAAUGAAUACGAAAGCAAAACUGUUUAUGGAUAUCGCUUUCUCUGUUGGCUAUAUGAUUGCCUCGGUCUUAGUCCGUUACAUUAGCAGUAAGAAGGUGAUGUUAUACAGCCUUACCGGCGCUACUAUUUGUAUGGCCGGGGCUGCUAUUUUUUCCUACUUUAGUCACAUAUUUGCUUUAUACUUUCUGAUGGCUUUCCAAGUCUUGUUAAGCUUAGGCUCUAGUAGCAUUGGUUUCUCUUUAUCUAGUGAAAUAAUGCCAGUAAAAUAUAGAGGGAUUGGUGGCAGUUUGUAUGUAAUUCUAGUUUGUCUUCUUCAUUCUUCAUGCUUAAAGGCAUAUCCUUAUUUAUGUAUAUUCCUUAAUAUAUGGGGUGUAUUUCUUAUAUACGCGAUUUAUGGGACGUUUUCCAUUGUUUUUAUAUGGAAAUAUGUUCCUGAUACUAAGAAUAGGACGUUGAAAGAAAUUGAAGAUUAUUAUGCUUGUGGAUAUUUUAAGAAAUGGGAUGAUGAUGAUGAGACUGUGAAUAGGCCUAUGAUUAAAUGUGAUAGUAAUUAGGAUUGAAGACAAAAUU